Dermacentor andersoni is the source of this 575-nucleotide messenger RNA. Lineage: Eukaryota; Metazoa; Arthropoda; Arachnida; Ixodida; Ixodidae. The record is from RefSeq and is a predicted model, not a curated record.
CUAAAGCGAUGCCGAUGAGUUGAAACAUGGCGGCCUCCGCAUCACCCGGCGAGACUGUAAUCCCAUGUGACGAUUUUAUGGCAUUCCAGGAGGUGCUGCGAAAGUUUCGCCGUAUAGACGACAACAUAAUAUCAUCUUUAAACACAACUUUGCCAACAGAAUCCUUUGCCGCCGAGUGCGACCCAACUGGGCUGUGUAAAAAGUUGUACCAAGAGCUUUUAAACGCUUACGCUCAACGGGACAAGGCCAUCAAAGGGUGCCUGCAGCAGUCUAAAGACAAGUUGGACCAUCUUCAAGAGCUGCGCGCGGCGAAAGGUGACGAGCCGGCCACUUUGAGGCAACUUCGGAAAGAGCAGUCCAAGAUUCGUAUGUUGCGGAACGAGCUAAACGUCGAAGAAGUUGUCAAGGACCGCAGUUUAAAGGUGUUCCACGAGCGAUGCCGGCUCUUCUACAGCCCACCGGAAGUUUGAUACGAAGGAACACUAGUGUGUCAGCACGACAGUAGAAGAGCAGGUAAGCUUGGCUGGCCAGCACCUUCUGUUGUGUUGCGGGCACCACUCUACUGUCACUGGCAU